GGGUAAUCCAUUCCAACUGGCUGGCCUGAGCUAGUCUUCCUCGAGUUCGUCCCGGGGAUGGAUGUUCCUUAUGUGGACUGGACUUCCUUAUUCCUUACUGGCACUCCAGCCACGCGAUCCUCGUCGGUUUUGUAAUGACGAGUUGUCAUACUUUUUGUCGUACCUACUGUUCGUCGUUUUACGUUUAAUUACCACUGCUUCCAAUUGACAUCCAGCCCAUUUCGGACUGUCAUGCUGAAUAGGGAUUGCACAAUCCACCCAGUUUUAUUUUACACUUCAUCAAUCCGUUUCGUUCUCCCCGACGCUUUCUAAUCCGUCGGUGGUUUUUCAAUUUUGAAGUUUACAAAACGGCCAUGGAUCCUCCCGUUGAGGCAGGACACAUAGAAUACAUAGAUUCGGAUGAAUAUGACGAAUUUCUCGCUUUGUCGGACAUCGAAUCGUCAAGUCCGCAGAUUCCAGGAAGGACGCAAGUUCAGCCUACUUGCAACGAGUUUUAUAUGGUUCACAGUGAGCCGGUCAAAUUUAAGACUCACAACCGCAAUGUGUUCAUUACUGGUCAAGAUAUUCACCUGCAGAUCAUUGCAUAUGAGAGAAGUAUCACGACUCAUCUUCUGAACCCCAAUCUGUAUACAAUUCACUUGAGACAUGGAGAUUUUUCUUGGACAAUAAAGAAGCGAUACAAGCACAUUUUGCACCUACAUCAGCAGCUCAAGAUGUACAGAGCAAGUCUCAAUGUUCCUUUCCCGACAAAAACGCACAAAGAACGUAGAACGAGCUUUAAAAAUGAAGUUUCAAAGGACAAAUCUGUGAAGAAACACUUUCCAAGAUUUCCAGCGAAACCAGAAGCACUGGUGCCAUACGAUAAGAUUGACGAGAGGAUGAAACAGUUGGAGGAUUAUCUAAACAAUUUGUUGAAAAUUAAGCUUUACAGAAACCAUCAUGAAACGAUUGCCUUUCUCGAAGUGAGUGAACUCUCGUUUAUCGGCGCCCUGGGCGUGAAAGGGAUGGAAGGGCCCGUUCAGAAGAGAACUCGCAGUGCUUAUCCAAGAACUGCAGGUUGUAAUAUAUGUGGAUGUUGUGACAGUGGAUUAUGUGUUAGAUGCCAUUACAUAUGUGGAGAUCUUUGCGCUACAUGGAGAUCGAGGUGGUUGAUUGUGAAAGACAGUUUUGUUGCAUACAUCAGGCCAAAAGAUGGAAGGGUGAAAGCCGUCAUACUUUUUGACUCCGGAUUCGAUGUCUCUUCUGGAGUUUUCACGACCGGAAGGAGGAAAGGUCUUCACAUCACCAACAUGUCGAGGCAAAUAUUGCUUAAUUGCCCUACUCGGAGGACAGCUCGUGAAUGGCAGGCUUAUAUAAAAGAUAUGGUCAGACAGAAAGGAGCUGAUUUUACUCAGAGGAAUCGUUAUUUUUCUUUCACGCCCGUGAGGCCGUUUGUAAAAUGCGCAUGGUUUGUCGAUGGAAAAUCGUACAUGGCGGCAGUCGCGACUGCUUUGGAGCAGGCAAAGGAAGAGAUAUACAUUGCAGACUGGUGGCUCAGCCCUGAAAUAUACAUGAAGAGGCCAGCGCUACAAGGAGACUAUUGGAGGCUUGAUAAAAUUUUACAAAGGAAAGCCGCCGAUGGUGUAAAAAUAUUCAUCCUUUUGUAUAAAGAAGUUGAAAUGGCAAUUGGCAUCAAUAGUUUCUACAGCAAACAAAAACUUACCGCUGAAGGCUCACAGAACAUAAAAGUUUUACGCCAUCCUGAUCACGCAAAGGCGGGUAUUCUUUUCUGGGCUCAUCAUGAAAAAAUGGUCGUCAUAGAUCAAAGUUUGGCAUUCCUUGGUGGCAUUGAUUUAUGCUAUGGCCGUUGGGAUGAUUACAAGCAUAGGUUAACUGAUCUUGGAAGUCAAGUAGAUGGAGGAAAUAAAUUUCAAGAUUUUAUGUCCCUCUCUCUUGCAACUCAUGCUCUUGCCGCUUCAGUCUUAGCAUUAAAGUCAAAUGGAGAAAAUGGGAAUGUGAACAAUAACACAGAUGGAGAUGAAGUUUAUAUGCAGCCGACCGAGGAGAAUGUUAAGUGCAAUACACCUGAACUAGAGAGAAAAAGCCUCUUUGAUACUGUAAAAACACGUGGUAAGGAAUGGAUGAAUCUAUGGAGUUUUAAUUCUGAUGAAGAUGAGGAUAUAGACUUGGUUGAUAAUACGAAAGAUACUAGAAAUAUGAUAGAAAGAGAAAGGGAAUCUGCCAGUAUAUUAACGCAAGAAACCUUGGUCUGUCCUGAAAUGUCAGAAGAUGAUUUGGAGAAAGGGAUGAUAACUGAAGAGCCAGCAGGUUCUAAACUUUGGGUCGGAAAAGACUAUACAAAUUUCAUUCUUAAGGAUUUUGAAAAUCUCGACCUCCCUUUUCAAGAUCUUGUGGAUCGUACCAAAACGGCAAGAAUGCCAUGGCAUGAUGUCGGUGUUAUGGUGAAAGGUACUGCAGCCAGGGAUUUAGCAAGGCAUUUUAUACAGAGAUGGAAUGCUGUGAAGCUCGAAAAAUCAAAGAUCAAUCCCCAGUAUCCGUAUCUUCUUCCGAAGUCAUACAAUGAGUAUUCACACUUCGAAUUGCCGGGUGUUAGGGAGAUCAGUGCCUCGUGUCAGGUUGUGAGGAGUUUGUCACAAUGGUCUGGUGGAUUCAUCGAUCAAGAAACAUGGGAGGGGAGCAUUCACGAAGCGUUAGUUGACGCCAUUGCCAAAGCAAGAUAUUACGUUUACAUUGAAAAUCAAUUUUUCAUUUCACUCGGUUCUCAAUCAUCUCAAGUCAGGAACCAAGUGGCUGAUGCUCUUUUUAAAAGGAUCGUACGAGCUCACAGGGAAGGUAGUGUGUUCAGAGUAUUUGUCGUCCUUCCGUUACUACCAGGUUUUGAGGGUGAAGUCGGUACACCAAGUGGUACAGCUCUUCAUGCAAUAACCCACUGGAAUUAUGCAUCAAUUUGCAGAGGAAAAAAUUCAUUAAUUAUGAGAUUAAAAGAUGCAGGCAUACCUGACCCAGAUGAAUAUAUCACAUUUCAUGGCUUAAGGACACACUCCAUUUUGAACAAAGCUCCGAUCACCGAACUUAUCUAUGUUCAUUCCAAAUUGUUGAUAGCCGACGACCGAUUAAUGAUAUGCGGAUCUGCUAACAUAAACGACAGAUCACUGUUGGGAAAGAGAGAUUCCGAGAUUGCUGUCGUCAUCGAAGACGAGGAGUUUAAAGAAGGACAGAUGAACGGAGCGACAUUUUUAAGUGGGAAACUUUGCGGAGCGCUGAGAAGAUUUUUAUUUAAAGAGCACCUGGGGAUUCUUGGCAGUCAACAGCCUACGAUUGAUGUAACUGACCCUAUCUCACGCGCAUUUUAUCACAAUGUUUGGAGGAGAAUUGCAAAGUCAAACUCUGAGAUUUAUGAAAAAGUUUUUCAUUGUAUACCAUCAGAUCAAAUAAAAACUUUCAAAGAUCUUAACAAUGAGAUAUACUACCCUAAAUGCUUGUAUGAUCCUGAAGCAGCCGUAAAAGAUUUAGAAGGGGUUCAAGGUCAUCUCGUUAUGUUUCCUUUAGAGUUUCUAAAAGAUGAAGUUCUAACUCCUAAUCCAAUGGGUGUCCAAGGAAUGCUGCCGACAUCCCUUUGGACGUAGAAAUAUGGUGUAACAAAUAUAAUUAUGGUGAUGCUGGGUUUUCGCCUGCGAAUCGAUGACUUGCUGAACCAGCACUGGGCUACUAUUUCACUAAUUGGGUCCAUCUUUGCAUUUAUUAGUGAAGCGCCUGUUCAGCAUGAAAUAUAAUUAUGUUGCUUACCUUUGUGAAAAAAAUUAUCAGUAAAUAGUGAAAAGAAGCUUUAGACUAUAAUUUUAAAACCCAUCUCAGUGAAAUUGCCUUUUGAGCUUCAGAUGAAAAACUUGCGCAACUACAAUAUUAGUAGCACUAUUCUAGGUUUUAUACUUUUAAUUGUAAUGUUAAUUCUCAUAAAAAAACAUAUCAGUUUGGAACAAUGGAAAGAUUGUCUAAACUUUUCUUUAUAUACAAUAUAUUUUUAAAUAAAAGAGUUCAUAAAAAUGUA
This is a messenger RNA of Cimex lectularius (bed bug), 4048 nucleotides long. RefSeq names its product phospholipase D2 (gene Pld). NCBI's taxonomy places the organism in Eukaryota, Metazoa, Arthropoda, Insecta, Hemiptera, Cimicidae. Gene Ontology annotation, molecular function: D-type glycerophospholipase activity; phosphatidylinositol binding. The record is from RefSeq and is a predicted model, not a curated record. The transcript has 22 exons. The coding region runs from base 354 to 3626 and encodes 1090 amino acids. Gene Ontology annotation, biological process: intracellular signal transduction; cell motility; phosphatidic acid biosynthetic process.